AUGCUAGUUUCAUCGCCCUCGCCCUCCUCCGCCCUUCGCCCUUCACCCUCCUCUCCUCCCACUCGCCCUCCUCCCUCUCUCUCAUCUCCUCCUCUUUCUCGUCACUCGUCGACGACUAUCUCACAUAACCAGCAUUAUGAGCCUGUUGGUAACCCGACAGCUGCGCCCGGUAGUCAUUUCUCUCCCCAUUCUUCCCGUGUGGCCAUCGAAGAGCUUCGUUCAGCUCUAAAUCGACACACCGUUGCCUCGUCCCCUCCCGGGCCCUCAGGGGAUCUCCCUCGCGGUCGCAUGUCCGCUGGGCUGACCUCCCUUGGGGGCGGAAACAGCACUGCCGCGUCUACCGCUGAAAGCGCCGCCGCAGCCGCCGCCGCCGCCGCCCAUACCAACACAAACCCUUCAAGUGCCCCUUGUUAUACCUACAAUAACGGCCCUCCCGCUGUAAAUCAAGCUCAGGCCUCCGCUCCCGCUCCCACACAACCUCCCGUGGCCGCCUCAAUGCCCGCGCCAAAUAGCAACGGCGCAGGGUCUAAUAAGCGCAACAGUCCGAACGACCCUGUCGCUAAUGGUGGACUUGCCAGUGGGAUAGGGAGCACGGAUUUGGAGGGCUCGCAAUCGAAGCGGCUGCGUCCUUCCAAUCCCACAGUCAAGUUGCUGCCAGCUCGAUAUGAACUCGCCGAUCCUCGGGAUAUCGUUGUGCUAAUCUCCAGCAUGCUGAUGGAACUUAUUCGGUUCAAUGACAAAAUCCCGCUCCAUCAAGGUCGGCUGACUCGCUUUCACUCCCGAUCUCCUCCGCGGAUUUCCGUCAAUGACUAUCUGCAGCGAUUGACCACUCAUGCCACACUUUCACCUCCGAUCUUGUUGAGCAUGGUGUAUUAUAUCGACCGCCUUUGCGCUCUUUACCCCGCCUUUACUGUCUCUAGUCUCACUAUUCACCGAUUCCUCAUUGCUAGCGCAACAGUUGCGAGCAAAGGGCUGAGCGAUAGCUUCUGGACGAACAAGACCUAUGCUCGGGUGGGCGGUAUCAGUAUGACGGAGUUGGCUCUUCUUGAGUUAGAAUUUCUAUUCCGUGUAGAGUGGCGCAUUGUCCCUCAGCCGGAAGUGCUUGAAGACUACUACCAGAGUCUAGUUGAAAGGUGUGAAGGAUAUGAGAUCCAACGCGAACCUUGA
Molecule: messenger RNA, 1167 nt
Organism: Aspergillus bombycis
Lineage: Eukaryota; Fungi; Ascomycota; Eurotiomycetes; Eurotiales; Aspergillaceae
Gene: phoB
Product: regulatory cyclin phoB
Exons: 1
Coding region: 1-1167 (388 amino acids)
Biological process (GO): regulation of cyclin-dependent protein serine/threonine kinase activity
Cellular component (GO): cyclin-dependent protein kinase holoenzyme complex; nucleus
Molecular function (GO): protein kinase binding; cyclin-dependent protein serine/threonine kinase regulator activity
Source: RefSeq, a predicted model, not a curated record